CAAACAUAAAGAAAAUAUUUGUGUAGAAUUUGUUUUUGUGCAUUUUAUUCAAUGUGUAAAAUUCUGCGGUGUAAAAAGUAAACAUAGCAAAUUUUGGACGGUGCCAAUCCUUUCACGCAGGCGCAAUAUCUCGGCGCGGAUCGUAGUUUCUUCGUUCCCUUGACACGCGCUUUCAUAAUACUGCGUCUGUCAGUGGCCGUACAGUGGCUGCAGGCGGAGUGUAUGAGUGUGUACCUUUGGCCACUGCCUCACACUCGCACACACACACACACACACUCAUACGCAUCGAGUCAGAUAGUGCACAGUCCAGGAGAGAGUGAGAAAGAGAUAGAGUGAGUAAGUGCGCGGAGUGCAUGUAAAAUCGCAGCUGCUGCUGCUGCUACUACUCGCUGCCAUCCAGUCAGCGUUCAACACUCGGUGCCUCCUCUGCCGCGGCCUCUCGCAGUGCAGAGCAGCAGCCUGUGCACGACAGGGCCCAGAUGUCGCCUCCUCGCAAUUCAACGGCGGAGUUUCCCUUAGCCACUGUUACUUAGUCCUGUUGCGUCCAACUGCAGCAGCAUCAGCAGCAGCAGUAGUAGCAGAAGCACUGAUCUCCGUCACUUUUCUUCACGAAGCUUAUUAUAUAUAUAUAUUAUAUAAAGUUUAUGUGCGUUUCAUGCGUCUUGUUUUCUUUCGCUGCUGCAGCGCGUCUCGCGUGCGGACGAGUUUACGACUGCACAGUGAAAAGAUAAAAGAAACAGUGCGAAAAUAGAAUUGUGCGUGCGUACGUGAUACAUAUCUACACGCAUACAUGUACCCUGCAGUGUGCGCGAGUUUCUCUCUUCAGCUAGAAUGCAGAAACUUGCAGCCUUUUCGUCGCUUUGUCAGCGCAUUUGCAGCUUAUAGAUAAACUACUGCAAUGCCAAAGUUGCCAAUGAUUGCUUGAAUCAAAUUUCAAAGUGCUAAAAUGCUAGCUACGUAGAGCAUUACACCAAUUAUUUGAAAAGCUGAGCCAGAUAUGGUUUUUAAUACUGCUUCAUUCGUGAUAGAUUAUGUUCCUGAAUAAUUCUUAAGCUUUUCAUACGCAAAAAGCAAAAGAAUGGAGGUAAAUAAUGGUGCUGCUGGAAGAAGUUCCAUAUACCUUAUGGUACCAUUUCGCAAAUUGUGCAUCAUCACUGUCUCAAUACCCAUUGUCACUUUGUUGUUUUGCUUUGUGACAGCUUAUAUAUACCAACAAGAUGAUAUUCACGAAACUCAUUGCAGAGUGUACAAUGUUCUUCCAUCAAUAUCAGCCAUUACUGGAGUAUCGCCUCAAAGAUAUUUGUGGCGUGUUAGCAUAGCUCUUCACAUUGGUCCACGACUUUUAAUAGCCAGUGUAUAUUACUCAUUUUAUCUUAAAAUUCUCAAGUCCAUUGAAAAUGUGCCUAAAAGGUUGCAAGGAUUGAGAUUGUUAAAUCUCUGCUAUUGGCUAAACAUUGCAGAACUGGCAUCUUUAUGUGGAGUUACUUACAUUUCCAACAAAGAAAAUUAUGCGGUGCAUGAAAAAACUUUUAUAAGUUUUAUGAUCACUUCUCUGCUGCAUAUGUUGGUUGCUGUAAGGUUGGGUCGUCUCGCUACACCAAAUGCACAAAGUUUGCAGUACAAACAAGCCCUUUUUUCAACGAGCCUGAUAAGCACUGUUGGCCUUAUAGUCUUCUUCUUGAAGCAUCGGUUAUUAUGUCAUGAUUUGGCAUUCAGUUGGUUUUCUCUUUGUGAAUAUGUGCUAGCUUCAGCCAAUUUGGCUUUUCAUGCCACAGUAAUUUUGGAUUUUCCAGUUGAUCAACUAGUUGUGGGAAAUAACUUACAUCUUAUCAAGGUGGACUAAUUUGUAAAAGAUAAUUUUCACCAUCUUCAGAUGAUUUUAUUUAAUCUACUAGAUUGCUGCACUUUUGUUUACUUAGAAAUGCUUAAAAAUAGAAAUUAUAAAAUUAUAAAAACUUUUGCCUAUAAUGAAUAAGCUGUUACAAAAACAGAUACAGGUGAAAGUCAGGAUAAUCUUUGGUACUUGAUAAAUACUAAUAAAAGUGAUAGCUUUUACCUAUCACUUAUAUAUUUAUAGCUAAAAGAUAAAUUCAUCAUAUUUAUUUAAAAGAAUUUCAUAUUAUUUUGCAAGAGAUUGUUAUAAAGUAUAAGGUAAAAAAUUAAAGAUACACGGAUAUCACAAAAUUGUAUAUUCUAGUCGAAUUUGUUAUUCUAGUCACAAGAAUUCUCAAAAGCAUCUGUUUUCAAAAAAUAGUUUGUUUAUUGAUCAUUGAUCUCAAGUUACUCAGGGUUUUAAAAAAAAUUAAUUAACAAUCGUGUAUCAUAUCAUGAUAGUUGUUGAUCAACUUAUAGUAUUUAAAAUUAAAUAAAACGAAGCACAAAUAAUACAUAGAAUACAUAGAAGCUGUUAAAGUAUUAUAAGAAACUAAAAACUAUAUUUCGUCUAUUGAUUUAUUCUAUUAAUUUCGAAAUCAAAUUCUGAUUGAUAUUAUUAUUGUUAAAUCUUCUCGAAUUAGAAUUUUUUUGCAAACUUAAUAAUUAUAGCACUGGUGAUAAACUUUAAAAUCUUAAGUUUCCCAUACUCUUUUUAGAUGAAAAGAGUUUCUGAACACAGACUCGAGCGUGUAUGUAACGUAUUGUACUAUAGUACUAUUUCUUAAAUGAUAAAAUAGAUUGAGAUCAUUUUUAUCGUAUAUGAGCUCAAUUGAUAAAUGAGAAUCAUAAAGCACUUGAAAUUUGGUGAUAUCAUUUUUGCACCUUUUUACAUAUAUAAAGUAAUGUAGAAAAUUUUGAUAUGCUUUUAAAAGUUGAUCAUUUUAUUCAUUUUUUCAA
Messenger RNA from Trichogramma pretiosum, 2832 nucleotides. Its product is annotated as post-GPI attachment to proteins factor 2-like. The transcript is spliced from 5 exons. Gene Ontology annotation, biological process: GPI anchor biosynthetic process. Lineage: Eukaryota; Metazoa; Arthropoda; Insecta; Hymenoptera; Trichogrammatidae. The record is from RefSeq and is a predicted model, not a curated record. Gene Ontology annotation, cellular component: endoplasmic reticulum membrane; Golgi membrane. Bases 1079 to 1843 code for a protein of 254 amino acids.